Messenger RNA from Venustampulla echinocandica, 1485 nucleotides. Its product is annotated as Dolichyl-diphosphooligosaccharide--protein glycosyltransferase subunit 1. The transcript has 3 exons. Lineage: Eukaryota; Fungi; Ascomycota; Leotiomycetes; Helotiales; Pleuroascaceae. The coding region runs from base 1 to 1485 and encodes 494 amino acids. The record is from RefSeq and is a predicted model, not a curated record. Gene Ontology annotation, cellular component: membrane; oligosaccharyltransferase complex.
AUGAGGCCAUUGGCGAUUGCCACCGCCUUGCUCUCCGCCGCGUCGACUGCCUUGGCCACUGGGGAUGGCAACGCAACAAAACCGCUUAUCUCCAGAGUGAACCUACCUUCGACAUUCGCGCCGCCCCAGAACUUUAAGAACCUCAAUCUUGUACAUUAUAUCAACCUCGAAAAAAGCUAUCCUAGGGAAUCCAUCAAUGUUGUCAUUGAAAACAUUGCAAGCAGUGCCCAGGAUGAGUACUACUUGCCGUUCACGUCUAGACAGAUGGACACGAUUGGAGCGUUAGAGGUGAAGGACAGGAAAGAUCCAGAAGCAGGGUUAUUUGGGGUGGGAAUUGUUGAAUUUGACCCACAAAGUGAUACUCAAUUCUACCGCAUCCGUCUCCCAAAAUCUCUCGCACCGAAAGCACAACAAACUUUAGGAAUUUCUUUCUCCUAUCUCUCCGCAUUACAUCCCCUUCCAGCGAGCAUCGCCCAACAAGACAAGCAACAUCUUGUCUACGCCUUCUCCGCAUAUUGCCCAUCUGCAUAUGUUACGUUGAAGCAGAAGACGGAGGUCAAAUUCCCAAGCGUACAUGUGCCAGAGUACACAAUUGUACCUGGGGCAAAUGGCCAACCGGAAUCACCACAGGUACAAGGCUCGAAAUUCACUUAUGGGCCAUAUGGGGAGGUGCCGGCCGGUGCAACAGAGCCAGUUAAGGCUCGGUACGAAUUCACUAAGCCAUUGAUCCACGUGGCACGUAUGGAGAGAGAUAUUGAGGUAAGCCACUGGGGCGGGAAUAUUGCUUUCGAAGAACGCUAUACUAUGACCAACCGAGCGGCGAACCUUUCCAAACACUUUUCGCGGGUUGAAUGGGCUUCUCAGCAAUAUUACAACCCCCCAAGCACGGCUGUCAAGGAGCUCAAAUUUCCUUUGAAGGUCGGCAGCAUCGAUCCGUACUUUACGGAUGUAAUUGGAAAUGUCUCCACGUCGAGGUUCAGGAGCAACAAGCGCGAGGCCUAUCUCGAGAUCAAGCCCAGAUACCCUGUCUUUGGAGGAUGGAAUUACCCCUUUCUUGUGGGGUGGAAUGCGGAUCUAAAGAAGAACCUGCGCAAAAUAGGCACCGGGAAUGGUUAUGUUCUCAACGUGCCAUUCCUAGAGGGCCCAAAGCAACCUGAGGGGGUGGAAUACGAGCAUGUUGAAAUCCGCGUUAUCCUGCCAGAAGGGGCUGAGAAUGUUCAAUACAGCACCAACGUCCCACUCGUCGGCUCGUCCAUCUCUCUACACAAGACAUUCAUGGAUACCAAGGGUCGCACAGCUCUCACUCUCACUAGCGUCAAUAUCGUCGACGAUUUGCGAGACCGCGAGUUAAUUGUCACGUAUGAUUAUCCUUUCCUAGCCGCUUUCCGGAAACCACUUGCAGUUUUUGUCGGCUUUUUCAGUAUUUUCGUUGCGGCGUGGGGUAUUGGAACUAUUGAUACUAGCAUUCGCGGGAAGCGAUCAUGA